Messenger RNA from Bombyx mandarina (wild silkworm), 1381 nucleotides. It is a transcript of the gene Fam92, whose product is annotated as CBY1 interacting BAR domain containing protein Fam92. The record is from RefSeq and is a predicted model, not a curated record. Lineage: Eukaryota; Metazoa; Arthropoda; Insecta; Lepidoptera; Bombycidae. Gene Ontology annotation, biological process: cilium assembly. Gene Ontology annotation, cellular component: ciliary basal body; ciliary transition zone.
AUUACAUUUCAGUUCUCCAUAUUUCAAUCAUUAUAAUUGGGGAUUAAACUCGAACGUAAUUGGACAGGUUGUUAAAUAAAUUCGAACGUUGUGAUUAUUGUUCCUUGAAUACCUACUGCGAUAAAGUACAAAAUAUAAUUGAACAGCACAAUGUUUAGAGGCGAUAGUUCACAUUCUUUAAGUUAUGAACAACAAGCAAAGUUUAUAAAUGACCGUAUUACUAGUGUUGAAAAAAAUUUUGGUGAACUGUGUGUGGCAUUUGGUAAUUACACACGAAAAACUGCCAGAUUAAGAGAUAUGGGUGACGAACUGACCAAAGUACUCAAGAGUUACGCAAAUAAUGAAAUCGUUAAUAAAUCUUUAAGUACGGGGUUGGACAAUCUUUCGGUCACCCUGACGGCUUUAGAAGAAUAUCGAAAUUGUGAAGUACAACGGCUAGAAGCUAAGGUCAUAGGUGAACUGUCGCAAUAUGAUACUAUAUGUAAACAUGCCAGAGAAGAAGUAAAACACGCAAUGAAUGUUAGAGACAAAGAGCUUGCUCGUAAGAAAGUCUUGGAUAAAGCUAGGGAACGACAACCAUUUAAUAGACAGCAAGUGACUUACGCGGAAUCGGAGUUUAUGAAAGCGUCAGCGGAAAUGUCACGGAGUGCCAAAAGCCUGAGUGAACAGACAGAGUUCUUUGAAAAACGUAAACUACAGCAACUAAAGAACUUACUGUCGGAUUUUGUUACGAUUGAAAUGGCAUUCCAUGCUAAGGCGGUGGAACUGCUCACCGUGGGCUAUCAACAAAUAGAUGAAAUUAAUGAUAAAGCAGAUUUAGAGCUUUUGAAUACAGGUCUAUCAGAUAACGAGGAACCAUUGAAUUUUAGAAGAAAACUGCGAUCUCCGGAGAAACAAGUCAGUACCGGUAUAUCAGCAAGAUCAUCAUCACUGGCAUCACUAAUGACGCAUUCACCAGUUAAUAACGACGAUCCGGCGGCUGUGCGAAAAUUACGUACUCCAGAGAAAUCUGGUGUUACGCGGUCUAGUUCUUUAGCAGCGCUCAUGAACCAUUCGCCUAGUAAAGAUGAAGAUGAAACAACGGGAUCCAGUGAAUCUUGCAGUGAAGAAUCGUCUGAAGAAACAGAGUCACGUUAAACGUUGCAGUGUUUAGUCCUUAACACGUUGAUUGUAGUUAUUAUUAAGUAAUACACGUUUUGAGACUGUGCAUCUUUAUUUGUCGAAUAAAACUAAUUCAUUGCAACAUAAAGAAAUUUCAUUUUACUACCAAGCAUUAUGUACGUCCUAGUAUCUUAAUAUUAUGAUACGUAUGUACCAAUUCUAUCUAUUUUUAUACCUACAUACAUAUAAAAAUAACGUUUUUAAGUUCCAAUCACCUAGA